AUGGGAAAACAGCUGCCGAAAGCACAAGCGCGUGCACCAAAGAAGAGCAAGGCAGGUAGCAGGGGUGGCGAUGAAGAGGUGGUAGCAAAUCCAUCGCCUCCUACGAGGAGACCACUCGGAGAAGAAGAAGGUUCUGAUGACGACGCAUUUGACGAGGAAAUGCUACUGGAAGCCGAGCACGAUACCACCGGCGACGACGACGCGCUGAUGAUCGAGACGGACGUUGCUGAACAAGCAGAUGCUCCGGUAGUCGCCCCUGCCGCAUUAGACGAUGGCCUGCACUUUGCGCCCGUCUCUGCAGCAGCCGCACAGUCCGUGCAGAAAUCGCAAACGCGCAAGAUUGCCAUCCCCCCGCACCGCAUGAGCCCAUUGAAGCGUUCGUGGCCCAAGAUUUACACGCCGCUUGUGGAGCAAGCAAAUUUGCUUGUGCGUAUGAACCCACGCACACGGUGUGUCGAGAUCAAGACCUCGAAACACACCGACGACUCCGGCGUCCUGCAAAAAGCAAGUGACUUUGUCAAAGCGUUUGCGCUUGGUUUCGAAGCGGACGAUGCACUUGCAUUGCUCCGUCUGGACGACUUGUACGUAGACUCGUUCGAAAUUAAGGACGUCAAGACACUCCAUGGCGACCAUCUGAGCCGUGCCAUUGGGCGUAUCGCAGGCAAAGACGGCCGUACGAGAUUCGCAAUCGAAAAUGCAAGCCGAACACGUAUCGUGGUCGCAGAUACCAAAAUCCACGUACUCGGUGCGGUGCAAAACAUCCGCAUCGCAAAAGACGCUGUUGUGUCGCUCAUCAUGGGCAGUCCGCCUGGAAAAGUAUACGCAAAGCUUCGCACGAUUAGUUCGCGGAUGCGACAGCGUGCAUGA
Messenger RNA from Malassezia vespertilionis, 867 nucleotides. It is a transcript of the gene PNO1, whose product is annotated as pre-rRNA-processing protein pno1. The record is from RefSeq and is a predicted model, not a curated record. Gene Ontology annotation, molecular function: RNA binding. Bases 1 to 867 code for a protein of 288 amino acids. The transcript has a single exon. Lineage: Eukaryota; Fungi; Basidiomycota; Malasseziomycetes; Malasseziales; Malasseziaceae. Gene Ontology annotation, cellular component: nucleolus.